Messenger RNA from Colletotrichum spaethianum, 1044 nucleotides. Its product is annotated as Rpb7-binding protein seb1. NCBI's taxonomy places the organism in Eukaryota, Fungi, Ascomycota, Sordariomycetes, Glomerellales, Glomerellaceae. The transcript is spliced from 4 exons. The coding region runs from base 1 to 1044 and encodes 347 amino acids. The record is from RefSeq and is a predicted model, not a curated record.
AUGGUUUCCGCUCCCCCUGUCUUGGCCCUAGAAGCCGCCCUUAAGACCAUCCCAGACCAUAGGGCUCCUGGCAUUACAGGCACUCGCAUUGCUGCCAUGACCAGCAUCUGUGUUGAAAACGUUCAGUAUGAGUCGGCCCUCGUCCAGAAGCUGUUCACCUACUUCAUGAUGGCAACUCCUCCUUAUAAGCUCGGCUUUCUAUAUGUUGUAGACUCAGUGGUCCGCAAGUGGCUUGUGCAGGCUAGAAGCCGUCAGCAAGUCUGCGACGAGAAUGCCGCAGAUGGCACUUGCGGUGCUGGCGUGCAUCGACUGACGGUGCUGAUGCCUAACUUCAUCGAUGACCUACUUCGAGCUUUGCCCGACGGCCACAAGGACAAGUUGCAUAAGUUGAUUGGAAUUUGGCGCAAGGCCUUGACGUUCCCUAACGAGAUGAUAAAGUCAUUCCAGAGCAAGCUGGAUGCUAUGCCUGCCCCCGUUCCAAACCAGCCUCGGAUACCCCAGCUGCCUCGUCAGGUCGCCGGUGUCUCUCCUAACACCGCUCAGCAGAUGGCGAUGUUUCGGAUAGCCCCCAGUUGGGGCACUACCGCCGACAGGUUUGCUGUCAUGCUCACGUCCGUCAGCGGCAGCCAUAACGGUGCUGCUCCCGUGGUAUCUACUGCCCCCACAGCCUCCAGCCUUUCGAUUCUGCCUGCUCCAGCCAUCGCUGCGGCGCCGAAUUACUACACUUCGGGACAGAGACAUGGCGGCUCCGCUCAGCCCAACGGUAGCCUCAACCAGCAUGGGUACGACAACCGCGCGCGGUCCCCGAGCCGACACCAGGGUCCCACUCGAUCCGGAUGGCCCAGCCACAGUGAUAGUAGACGCAAACGUCGAGGCAGCAAGCAUCGUCAGCGUAUUCUGGCGCCGAGCCGCGAUGGCAGCCGCAGCAACGGCUCUCGUUACGGUUCAAACGACAAGCGGGUCGAAUUCGACCGAUCUCUUCCCGCCGGCCACAUCAAAGGUCUUAGCCGAACCCUUCUGAGCAAUAGCAUGCAGCCCAGAUAG